Messenger RNA from Venustampulla echinocandica, 828 nucleotides. RefSeq names its product Eukaryotic translation initiation factor 3 subunit J. The coding region runs from base 1 to 828 and encodes 275 amino acids. Gene Ontology annotation, cellular component: cytoplasm; eukaryotic translation initiation factor 3 complex. Gene Ontology annotation, molecular function: translation initiation factor activity. The transcript has 4 exons. NCBI's taxonomy places the organism in Eukaryota, Fungi, Ascomycota, Leotiomycetes, Helotiales, Pleuroascaceae. The record is from RefSeq and is a predicted model, not a curated record.
AUGGCUGAAAAGUGGGAUGAAGAAGACGACAGCAGCACGCCUCCGUCCUCACCCCCGGCAGCUGCUACCAUUCCGAGACGUAGCAAAUUUGACGACGAGGAGGCCGAGGACAGCGACGUUCUAGACAGUUGGUCUGCCGCAGAGGAUUCGGAAGUCGAGCGCGAGAAGGCCAAGGUUGUUGCAGAACGAAAGGCCAAGGCUGAGGCUGAGGAGAAGGCAAACAAGAAAUCCAAGGCUCAACGCCUCGCAGAGAAGCAAGCCGAGCGCGCCCGCAGACUGGCAGAGGAGAGCGACGAGAGCAGCGAAGAGGAUGAGAAGACUCGAAGAGAGCGUCUGCGAAGGACGGAGCAGGAUUCUGAUCUGAAGCACGCUGAGGAUCUGUUUGGCAAUAUUGGCAUCAGCAACAACCGGAAAGUGACUACCGCAGCGAACGCUGUCGUAAUCGACGCCAAGGACCCCGCUGCUACCGUCGACCUUACUGCCCUCCCCCUUUUCGACCCAAAGACAAAGCUCCAGUUCGAGAAGAUGCGCGAUACCCUCGUUCCCCUCAUCGGAGGCAACAACAAGAAGGCACAUUAUACACUCUUCCUGCAAGACUUUGCAAAGCAGUUGGCCAAGGACCUUCCUAGCGACCAGAUCAAGAAAAUUGCUAGCACUUUGACUGCCCUGGGUAAUGAGAAGAUGAAGGAGGAGAAGCUCGCCGAGAAAGGAGGCAAGAAGAGCAAGGCUCAGAAGACAAAGGCUACCUUGGUUGCCACUAGGAACGUCGCUACUGGAGCCGACACAAAUGCGUAUGAUGAUGAUUAUGGAGAUGACGAUUUUAUGUGA